Durio zibethinus is the source of this 2691-nucleotide messenger RNA. Lineage: Eukaryota; Viridiplantae; Streptophyta; Magnoliopsida; Malvales; Malvaceae. The record is from RefSeq and is a predicted model, not a curated record.
GCAUAUGUGAUUUUUACUUCCUUUUGAAUUACUUAGCUUUAUCUUUUUCUUUUGUUUUUCAGUUCAUCUUUGUUUCUAACAUAUUCCUUGUUCUGUUUCGUUUGUAAUAUCAUCAUCUGUUCUGAAGUUUGAUUUUCGCAGAUGGGAUCUUUCUAGUUUUGUUUGUAUGUUUACUUUUAGUGGUGGCUGAUGCAGUAGUCAGUUUCUUUUAUUGACUUUCUCCUUAGACUUGAAUGAUUUUUUUGACUAGAAUACAGGUGUGCUUUUCUGUGGUUGGUUUGGCUCAGAUUUUAUAAGAAUCAUGGAAACUGUGGCUUAAUCUUGUUAAAUUAGGAAAGGAAAGAUUUCUGAUUGAAUUUCCUUAAUUCUGUUUUCUUGUCAACAUUUUUAUGUGAUUGUUUUACAUGAUAGUUCACUUACAUGACAAAGUGGUUCAGACAAAUAUGAAGAAAUGGCUGGGAAGUGUGUUACUGGGGUCCUUCUUGGUGAUGCUGAUAUUGAGAUAUGAUGUGAUGAUCAAAAACCCAUUUGGGAAGAAUUACCUUCAACGUAGUAUAACCGCUAAUGCGACUGAUCAUCCUCUUAAAUGGAUUCAACCUGCUGUUUCUCCAGCAGUUCAAAAUCCAGAACCUGCUAAUCAAGUAGUUCAUGCUGACAAGUUGGUCAAUGGGCUCUUUCUUGAGAGGAAUUUCUCUAAUGAAGUUCAAAGUUCUUUAUUGACAUGGAAUCAGAUGAAGCAUAUAGUUAACUAUACUAAAGGCUUGCCUAAUGCGCUAGAGGCUGUUAGAGAAGCUCGGGUUGCGUGGGAAAAUCUUUUGGAUGCGGUUGCCAAGAAGCAACAAAUUGAGGCUAAUGAAAGUGUGCUUGAUCAGAAUGUAAAGGAGAAACAAUGUCCGCAUUUCUUAAAUAAGAUGAAUCCCGCAGAUUUUGGAGAUAAAGGUUAUAAACUAAGAAUACCAUGCGGCCUUAUUCAAGGUUCUGCGAUCACUAUAAUUGGCAUUCCAGAUGGUCUUUUGGGAAGCUUCAGAAUCGAUUUGACAGGGGAACCAGUUCCAGGGGAGCCGGAUCCUCCUAUUGUUUUGCAUUACAAUGUCCGCCUCCGAGGUGAUAAGGAUACGGAGGAUCCUGUAAUUGUCCAAAACACAUGGACUGCUGCUCAUGAUUGGGGUGAAGAAGAGCGAUGCCCAUCUGCAGUUGUAGGAAAUAAUAAGAAAGUGGAUGAUUUGAAACAAUGCAAUGAUAAGGUGGGUAAAGUUGAUAGCCGGAGGUUUACAACCAAUGAAUCCUCAAUCAUUUCUGUAUGGUCAUCCGUGGCAGAAAACAGAACUAAAAGCAGGCAAUACUUUCCGUUUAAGAUAGGGUAUUUGUCUGUUAUGACGCUUCGAGUGGGAGAAGAAGGAUUUCAGAUGACUGUUGAUGGAAAGCAUAUAACAUCAUUUGCUCACCGUGAAGGUCUGGAACCAUGGCUUGUAAAUGAAGUUACGAUAUCUGGAGAUAUAAAGUUAACUUCUGUCCUUGCUAGUGGUUUACCUACAUCUGAGGACUUAGAGCACAUUAAUGAUUUGGAUGCCUUGAGAGUGGUUCCUUCUGCACCAUACCAGCCAUUAGACCUCUUUAUUGGUGUCUUUUCUACAGCAAACAACUUCAAGCGUCGGAUGGCUGUUCGCAGAACAUGGAUGCAAUAUCCAGCAGUGAAGUCAGGAGCAGUUGCAGUACGCUUUUUUGUUGGUCUGCAUAAGAACCAGAUAGUGAAUGAAGAACUCUGGAAUGAGAUAAACACAUAUGGAGACAUUCAACUGAUGCCUUUUGUUGACUAUUAUGGUCUUAUUACUUGGAAGACUGUAGCAAUCUGUAUUUUUGGGACACAGGCUGUUUCAGCCAAGCAUGUCAUGAAGACCGAUGAUGAUGCCUUUGUUCGUGUGGAUGAAGUGUUAGCUUCUAUAAGUAAAGAAAAUGUGAACCAUGGGUUGCUUUAUGGUCUUAUAAACUAUGAUGCUCAGCCUCAUCGGAACACUGAUAGUAAAUGGUAUAUCAGUCCUGAGGAAUAUCCUGGAAGUACUUACCCUCCUUGGGCACAUGGCCCUGGUUAUGUGGUAUCGCAUGACAUAGCUAAGGCUGUCUAUACAAUGCACAAAGAAGGCCGUUUACGAAUGUUUAAGCUGGAGGAUGUAGCAAUGGGGAUCUGGAUACUAGAUAUGAAAAGGGAAGGUUUGAAGGUACAUUACAUAAAUGAAGGGCGGGUCCACAUCGAAGGGUGCAAGGAUGGGUAUGUUGUUGCUCACUAUCAAAGCCCCAGAGAUUUGCUUUGCCUAUGGCAGAAGUUGCAAGAAGAGCGUGUUGCUAAAUGCUGCAGUUCAUAAGCUAAGCUACUAUAUCAGAAAAGCACAAGUUAAAAUUUUUGUUUGACUACAGUUUUUCUGCAAGAUCUUUAGAUUAAACUCGCAUGGAGAAAUCCUUUGGACGUUGUCGAAAACAAGGAUGCUCUUUUGAGGGAGACAGAGACGACGGGGGCAGAUAUUGAUUGUACAGCUUGAUUCUACAAAAAUUUCUGAAUGAUAUUUUAAUAUUUAUUGUCAUUAUUCUUUGGCAUAAAUCAUGCAUUUCUGAAUGUUGUCUUUCUUUUUUCUUCAGAAAAAGAAAUCUGUUGAAUACAACAUUAGCAUUUAAAGCACAGUCAAGGAGAUGACAAAU